Exophiala spinifera is the source of this 546-nucleotide messenger RNA. RefSeq lists its product as uncharacterized. NCBI's taxonomy places the organism in Eukaryota, Fungi, Ascomycota, Eurotiomycetes, Chaetothyriales, Herpotrichiellaceae. The transcript has 2 exons. Gene Ontology annotation, cellular component: TRC complex. The record is from RefSeq and is a predicted model, not a curated record. The coding region runs from base 1 to 546 and encodes 181 amino acids. Gene Ontology annotation, biological process: post-translational protein targeting to endoplasmic reticulum membrane.
AUGGCUACUAGGCCGCUUCGAGAAGCGCCACGAGAUCUAGACUCAAUAGCCAAACAAGAGGAAGGCCUCAUCCUACCACAUUUCACCGCCGACGAUGCCCUGGAGAUUGGCCUUUCAAUCCGCAACCGGCUGAGAGCCCUCACCCAUCUGUCUGCAGUUGUCAACAUCUCGCUUGCGAACAGCAACAAUCUUCUCUUCCAUGCCGUCAGCCGGCCUGGCGUACAACCUGACAAUGAUAUCUGGGUGGCCAGAAAGAGAAAAACAGUACUCCGAUGGGGCGUCAGUACAUGGUUCAUGCACAACAAGAUGCAUGGCGAUGAGGAGGCGUUCAAAAAGAAGUACAUGCUGGGCGAGUCUGCCGGCGAGUAUGCCAUUCAUGGAGGAGGUCUGCCCAUCAGGGUCAAAGGCGUCGAGGGUAUUGUCGCAGUACUGGUUGUAAGUGGCCUCAAGCAGUAUGAGGAUCACCAGAUUGUCGUCGAGGCUCUGGAAGAGUUCUUAAGUAACGAAGAGAACGAGCCCACGUCACAGACGAGUCCCGAGGCAUAG